Molecule: messenger RNA, 819 nt
Organism: Cladophialophora yegresii CBS 114405
Lineage: Eukaryota; Fungi; Ascomycota; Eurotiomycetes; Chaetothyriales; Herpotrichiellaceae
Exons: 2
Coding region: 1-819 (272 amino acids)
Molecular function (GO): oxidoreductase activity
Source: RefSeq, a predicted model, not a curated record
AUGCAGAUCAAGGACCGCACAUUCAUCGUCUCGGGCGGGAGCAGUGGGCUCGGCCUCGCAACUGCCUCUCUCCUGGUUCAGUUCGGCGCAUACCUCUCGAUCCUCGACCUCAAUCCUCCUCCCUCAGAUUCGCAGUUUGACCGCGCCCGUAUCCUCUUUACAAAGACCAACGUAGCAUCCACCGAGUCCAUACAAACCGCCUUGCAAAACACUCUGAAAUGGAUCAAAGAAGAUACUUCUGCACCUCUUUCCGGCGUCAUCUGCUCGGCGGGGAUCGGUACGGCUGCGCUCUCCCUACCCAGACAAGAUCCUUCAGCAACACACGAGACGGCCAAGUAUAUGGACAUGUCCGGCUUUGAUCGGACAUUGGCAAUCAAUCUGCGGGGCACGGUUGACCUCAUCCGGCUGACGAUCCCGCACAUGGCGCUCAACGAACCAUGGGGUCCGGACGGCGAGCGUGGGAUUAUAGUCGUGGUCUCCUCCGUCGCGGCGUACGAGGGCCAAGUUGGUCAAUUGGCAUACAGCGCAAGCAAAGGCGCCGUCCGAAGCAUCGUUCUCCCGCUGGCACGGGAGUUGGGCCAAAAGGCCGGGAUAAGAGUCAUGGGCACCGCGCCAGGAGUGUUCCAGACAGGCAUGACAACUCAGCCGAAGAAGAAACCACAACCGGCGGGCAUGAACACGGAGAUGAUCCAAUAUCCCAUGCGAAUGGGACAAGGCCACGAAUUUGCCCGCCUCGUCAAGGAAAUCGUGGAGAACCCCAUGCUGAACGGGUUUGUCAUUCGACUCGACGGCGCCGUGAGAAUGCCCAGUCGGCUAUGA